Messenger RNA from Fonsecaea erecta, 1332 nucleotides. RefSeq lists its product as hypothetical. Bases 1 to 1332 code for a protein of 443 amino acids. Gene Ontology annotation, cellular component: small-subunit processome; nucleolus. Gene Ontology annotation, biological process: maturation of SSU-rRNA from tricistronic rRNA transcript (SSU-rRNA, 5.8S rRNA, LSU-rRNA). The record is from RefSeq and is a predicted model, not a curated record. Lineage: Eukaryota; Fungi; Ascomycota; Eurotiomycetes; Chaetothyriales; Herpotrichiellaceae. The transcript has 2 exons. Gene Ontology annotation, molecular function: protein binding.
AUGAAAAUCAAGUCCCUCACGAGGCCACCUGCGCCUCCGGGCGAGGGUUCCGUGCGACAACCUCGAAAUCUCGACCCAAGCCAUCACCCUUUCGAGCGGGCCAGGGAAUAUACAAGAGCCCUCAAUGCUGUUAAAAUGGAACGCAUGUUCGCCGCGCCGUUCAUCGGCCAGUUGGGCGAGGGUCAUGUCGACGGUGUCUAUUCUAUGGCAAAGGACCCCGGCUCAUUGGAGAGACUCGCCAGUGGAAGCGGCGAUGGUGUGGUCAAAGUAUGGGACCUUGCAAGCCGCGAAGAAUGCUGGAGCGUCAGAGCACAUGAAAACGUAGUUAGAGGUUUGUGUUGGACCCCGGAAAGGAAACUCGUCUCUUGCGCCACCGACAAGACGGUCAAAGUCUGGGAUCCCUACAACGGAGAGCAGAACGGAGUGCCUCUGACAACUUACUUUGGCCAAGGGGCAUUCACUGAUAUCUCGCAUCACCGCAACCACCCUUCAUUUGCUGCUUCAUCGAGCGCAAUAUCCAUCUAUGACCUAUCCAGGCCUGCUUCUGGGCCUUCUCAAGUCUUGCGGUGGCCCACCUCGAGUGACACGAUCACCUCUGUUUCCUUCAAUCAGAUAGAGACAUCUAUCCUGGCGUCAGCAGCCCUGGAUAGAGCUAUUGUCCUCUAUGAUCUCCGCACCUCUUCGCCCGUGAGCAAAGUGGUACUGAAACUGGCAUCCAAUGCCAUCUCUUGGAACCCGAUGGAAGCCUUCAAUUUCGCAGCAGCAAAUGAGGAUCACAACAUCUACAUGUUUGACAUGCGGAAAUUGGACAGGGCACUGAACGUGUUGAAAGAUCACGUGGCUGCGGUCAUGGACGUCGAAUUUAGCCCCACGGGUGAAGAGUUGGUGAGUGCAUCAUACGAUCGGACCGUACGGCUAUGGAACAGAGAUCGCGGUCAUUCAAGAGAUGUGUACCACACGAAGCGAAUGCAAAGGGUAUUCAGCUGCCGUUUUACCCCAGACAACAACUACGUCUUGUCCGGCUCAGAUGACGGCAAUGUAAGGUUAUGGCGCGUUGAUGCAUCGAGUCGACAGGGCAUCAAAUCCGCAAGGCAACGACAAAAGCUUGAAUAUGAUCGUGCCCUGGUCCAGAGAUAUGCUCAUAUGCCGGAAAUUCGACGUAUUAAACGCCACCGGCACCUGCCCAAAACUGUUAAGAAAGCUGCGGAAAUCAAAGGAGAGGAGAUCAAGUCGAUCAAGAGGAAAGAGGAGAACGUUCGAAAACAUAGCAAGAAGGGCAGUAUGCCUCGACACAGCGAGAGAGUAAAGAUGAUUCUUGGGACUGAAAAAUGA